This is a messenger RNA of Xyrauchen texanus (razorback sucker), 7871 nucleotides long. RefSeq names its product formin-like 1b (gene fmnl1b). Gene Ontology annotation, molecular function: small GTPase binding; actin filament binding. Gene Ontology annotation, biological process: cortical actin cytoskeleton organization; regulation of cell shape; cell migration. Gene Ontology annotation, cellular component: cytosol. Lineage: Eukaryota; Metazoa; Chordata; Actinopteri; Cypriniformes; Catostomidae. The record is from RefSeq and is a predicted model, not a curated record.
CCUGAAGCACUCACUCCAGGAUGGAGCACAGAGAUGUCAUAGGGAUCAGAACCACAUGUGAAACCUGUUCAGAAAGGACUAGCAGCUAGGGCACGACAAAAGAUUGUGUAGUUGAGGAAGUUCCUGUGGGUCUAAAAUCUAAACUGCACUGCAGCUGUUUUGGCUUCUAAUUAUUCAGUGUUGUUGCUUUUGUUUUUGGCUUUUUAUUUCCUCGAACAAUCUGCAUUUACUAUACCCAUUUUUAUUUCCAAAUCUCUAAAGCUUUGCUAAACUCAUCUUGACAGUCUGGUCUGCUGGGACAUUUUUUUUUUUCUGUAUAUUUGAGCAACAAGACAACACCAUCAGAAGACUUUUGAAUUAUGUCUCUCCAUUAGGGAUCCGUUUCUUCAAGUCUACAAAAUUUGAAGAAGUCAUCAUUUGUAGCCAUGUAAAAAUAUCAUUACUCCACACAUUGCAUGAAACUUUGAAAACCCAGAAUUCUUCAGGGUUUGAGUUAAUGCUGGGAUUUAUCUUCCUGUGUCCAUAAAGUGGUCGACCUUGGACCUAAAAGUCUGCUAUAUUGGGACAGAACAAGACGUUUUUGAAGCCUUUGAGGACCAGUCAUCUUGAGUUCGUGUUGUAGAGCUUCACUGAAUGAGACUUAAGAUAUUCUGGACUGUAUAUGUGUACCUGUGUGUGUAAGUUGCGCAUACAGCCAUGGGGAAUGCAGCGGGAAGUUUGGAGAUGUCCCCGGGACGGGAUGUGAAACGGCCCCUGAGCACUUAUGGACAGAAACAGCCACCAGCCCCAAAACUGCCCUUACCACCUGAGGAGGAACUGGAGGAGAGGUUCAGCAUUAUGUUGAAUUCAAUGAAUCUUCCACCCGAUAAAGUGAAACUGCUCUGUCAAUAUGACAAUGAGAAGAAAUGGGAGCUAGUCUGUGAUCAGGAACGGUUUCAAGUAAAGAAUCCUCCCUCGGCGUACAUUCAUAAGCUCAAGAGUGUAUUAGAGCAGGGAGGAGGCAGAAAGUUUAAAAGGAGAGUCCAAGAGUCCACACAGGUCCUGCGUGAGUUAGAGAUCUCUCUACGGACCAAUCACAUCGGGUGGGCCGAGGAGUUUUUAAAUGAACAAAACAAGGGGUUAGAUGUUCUAGUGGAGUACCUCUCAUUUGCUCAACGAGCAGUCACAUAUGACAUGGACAGCUCUGACACUGGAAGUUUUGAUGAAAAAUCUGUUGAAGAUCUAACCACAAGUGCAACAAACUCCCCUACCCACAAUUCCCCACGCUUAGGACGCCUCAUCACCACGAGGAAAGCUCUGCGCUACUCUCGUCUGCUCGGCCAGAAAAACCAUCUUCACCUCUGUAUUAUGUGCCUCAGAGCCAUCAUGAAUUACCAGUUAGGGUUUAAUAAAGUGAUGGCCCAUCCCAGCUGUGUCAAUGAAAUCACCCUCAGCCUCACCAACAAGAGUGCCAGGACUAAAGCACUGGUUUUGGAGCUCCUUGCUGCUGUGUGUUUGGUUCGAGGAGGUCAUGAAAUGAUUAUUGCAGCCUUCAAUAAUUUCAAAGAGGUGUGUGGAGAGAAAACCAGAUUUGAGAAAUUGAUGGAAUAUUUCAGCAAUGAAGACAGCAACAUUGAUUUCAUGGUGGCAUGUAUGCAGUUUAUCAACAUCAUAGUGCACUCAGUAGACAACAUGAACUUUAGAGUGUAUUUACAGUAUGAGUUUACACAACUGGGACUAGACACUAAUCUGGAGAGAUUAAAUGACACUGAAAAUGAGAGACUGCAGGUGCAGAUUCAAGCAUACCUUGAUAAUGUGUUUGAUGUUGGAGCACUGUUAGAAGAUGCAGAGGCCAAAAAUACAAUAAUGGAACAUUUAGAGGAGCUACAGGAACAAAACACACAGUUAAACACUAGACUGCAGCAAUGUGAGAGUGAAGCUGAAGAGAAGACAUCUGAACUGGAGAAACAACUCAUCCAGAGCACAAAAGAGGCUGAGUUACUGAAGGAAAGUCUGAAGGAAGCGCAUGCACAGGUCUCUCAGUUACAGCAGAAGGAGAGAGAGAGAGAUGGAGAGCGAGAGAGAAAAGAAAGAGAGAAAGACAGAGACUCUGCUAAAGCUUUGACUGAACUGGAGAAGAAGGUUCAGAUUCUGAUGGAUCGGGGUCUGAUCCAGAUAGAGCGAUCCGAAUCUGGCGUUCUGGAUUUACACAUUAUAACUGCUGCAAACACUACUGUGCUGCUCCGCCCCUUCACCUUUACCUGGGAGGGAAGUACUGUAAAGACAGGUAAGAAGCCUAUCCAGACCAAGUAUCGAUUGCCACUUUUAAACUGGCAGGUUCUGAUGGAGGAACAGGUGGCUGGCACUGUCUUUAAAGAGCUGGAUGAUGAAAGUGUUCUUGGGGAGUUGAACAUGGAUGUCUUUGAGGAGUUGUUUAAAACUAAAGCUCAGUCUGCUGCUCUUGAUGUGGGCACAAUGAAGAUGAAAGUGGCUCAUAAAGCAUCUAGUAAAAUCUCACUACUGGAGCCCAACAGGGCAAAGAAUCUCGCCAUCACACUGCGUAAAGGGGGCAUGAGUACCGCUCAAAUCUGUACUGCCAUCGAAAUGUAUAAUCUUGAUUUGCUAAACUCAGAUUUUUUGGAGUUGUUGGAACGUUUCAUUCCGUCUGAUCAUGAGCUCAGAUUGAUCCAGAAUUAUGAAAGAGAGGGCCGCCCCCUGCUGGAGCUCUCAGAGGAAGACAGAUUCAUGGUGGCCUUCAGCAAAAUCCCUCGCCUCUCUCACCGAAUCAGUACAUUGACAUUCAUGGGCAACUUCAGCGAAAGAAUCCUGCUAUUACAGCCUCCAUUAAAUGCAGUCAUCGCUGCAUCCAUGUCAAUCAAAUCCUCCAGCAAACUGAAGAAGAUUUUAGAGAUCAUUCUUGCCUUUGGGAAUUAUAUGAACAGUGGGAAGAGAGGAUCAGCGUAUGGAUUUCGACUACAAAGUCUUGAUCUGCUUCUGGACAUGAAGUCCACAGAUCGCAAGCAAACCCUUCUGCACUUCAUCGUCAGUAUCAUACAAGAGAAAUAUCCACAACUGCACAACUUUCACACUGAACUACACUUUUUGGAUAAAGCUGCACUGGUGUCUCUGGACAGCAUCCUUGCAGACGUGCUCUCUCUUGAGAAGGGAAUGGAUGUCGUCUGUAAGGAGUUCCAGCAACAAAAAGACAGCGCUGUCCUCACAAACUUCCUGUCCAAUAACAGCAGUCUGCUGGACUCUGUGGUUAAGGACAGCAAAACUGCACAGGAAGUGUUUCAAUCAGUGGUGGAAUAUUUUGGAGAGAAUCCAAAAUCCACACCCCCUCUGUUCUUCCCUGUUUUUAUCAGAUUUAUCAAAUCUUACAAGCUGGCAGAACAGGAAAAUAAACAGAGGAAUAAGAAUGUAUAUGAGAAUGAGGACAGCCCAAACGUACACAUCUCUGACAUGCCUGUGAACACAUCAUCAAAAAACAAGGUGCACAUGUUGCCACGGUUACCGCAGGUGGAUCUGAUCGCAGAGCUGAAACGCAGGCAGAUGUCACCUCUCGUGCGAGAGGGAAAAGACGGAGCCAUUGAGGACAUCAUCACAGAUUUGAGGAACCAGCCAUAUAUCAGAGCUGAUGGAGGAAGACGAAGCGCCAAAUGGAAACCAACUCAACAGCUUCCUGUGUCAUCCGAUAUCUCCCUGUGACACACAACACACACACACACACACUCUCUCUCACACACACUCACACACACACACACCUCAAAGCAUGAUGAAACCACUGAAAAAUGAAGCCAUAAAACAGUUUACAAUAAAUAUUUAAGCUUAUAAAUUAAGCUCUAUAUCAAAGAUCAACUAAUUAUGUUAAAUUUAGCAGUUCAUGUACUGUGAAUCUCACGAAACCUGUCUAAAAAACGUCCAUAUUUCAACCCAAAAUCAAAAAAGUUAUAUUUUGCAUUAAAAAAAAUUUGCAUUGUGGCAUUAAUUUUAAAUGCUUAAAUAUUUAAACUAUGCAAAUAUUUUCGCCCAAAAUCAUGACUUUCAUAUAGUUGUCGUUUUCCUGUAUUAGAGCAAAAGAAAAAUUGUUUUUUAUUUAAAUCAACCAAGAGAUGCAAGUAUUGUAAUAAUGCAAAUAAAUAAAUAAAUAUUAAUGACCCCCGAAAAAUAGGCUUUUAUUUUGGGUUGAAAUGUGACCAGAACAGGUUUAGUCAAAUUAACAAUUUAACAUUUAACUACUGGAUUUCAACUAUUUUAGUGACACUUCCCAUUGAUCUUUCCAUGAUGUAUUCUUGAAAUAAUGACUGUAAAUCUGCAGCAACUACUGAAGAAAACUAGCUUUGUCAAGUAUGUGUAUAUUUAUUUUUUCACAUGAUUCCUUAAGUUUAUUUCUUUCUAUGUUUGACAUAAUAAUGAAGCUUUUAUACUGGAUGACUGGAACAAUGGGCAGUUUACAAAUAAAAAAAAGUGCAAAUUACAGUAUGGAUGACUUGGCGACAUAACUGGAUCACAAUUAGUGUGUAAGACUUUAGUAGAAUAUAUCCACUUUAAUAGGCACAAAAACAACACAAGAACAUUCAAAACCAACAGUCUCUUGUACAUACAGAAUCAGACAAGGUUUUUUUUUUUGCAACAUUAAAACAUCUUUUGCAUUAUAACAUUUCCAUAUAGAUAUAUUUCUAUUGGUCAACAUUGCAUAUGGUGUUUAUCACAAGAAGUCGUCAAUACAUUUAUAUACAUUCUAUAAGUUGCAUUAAUGAACAAUGUGUCUUGGACAUGUUAAAUCCAUUGGCCACCACCAAAGAGGCUUGGAAUGGUUGAAUGGAUACGAUUUGACCCGUCUACUCACAUAGAACUAUAUUUUAUAAAAAAGAAAAUAUCGUUUUAAAUCCAACUAUCUUACACUAUGUAUGUAAACAGAACAUACAGAGAGACGAUUCUGCAUGCAGACAUUAAGAAUAUCUCUACAUGCAGUUCAGAACUCUCGUAACUCUUUAGUUAAAAAGAAAAAACCUUUACAAAAAAUACCUUAAAUGAACAUAUCAAUGAUAAUACAGUUUAUACACAGGUACACAGUUACACUGUUCUGUUUUGCACAUAUAUUUUGGACAUUUAUCAGUGUGUUACAGCAUAUGGUGCUCAGAUUAAUCAGCGUUAGAGUUAAUUUAUUGUAAUGAAGUCAUUUUAAGACAUAAAACAGAAAUGAGGUAUCAGGCAUCUAAUGUACGACCACCAAACUAUAGCGUAAGCCUUUAUAUUUGCUUUAGCUGAAGGCUGAAUGUGAAUGGUAGCAGGGCAGUUGUAUAUAAACCCUUGGCAUUCAGCAAAUGAAAUAUUGAUGUUCUAAACAGUCUACAGCAGUCUUAUUCACCUCCAACUGGUCAUCCGUUGUACAAAAACAUUGCAUAUGUCCGGCCCAUUGAUGCAAAGUGCUUCACACGUACUGUAUGGGGAAAAUAUGUUCAAUGCAAAAUAUAUGCAUUCAAAAAAAUUAUUCUCUCUAACAGUUCAAAUUCCACUGGGGGAAACAAAUAAAUGUAUUUGAUUCAUAUAGCAUUAGAUCGCAGGUUUCUUUCUUGUACACUUGGAAAAACUCAUAUAAUAAGAAUUCGAUAAGGCAUGUACCCCACGUUAUCAAUUAUUUGAACCUAUUCUCCUUUUUUGAGUAUAAAAAUACAAAAGCUAAUCUUAUAUAAAAUAUCUAGCCUAUACUUCAUAAAUACGUACCGAUUUUUCGUCAAUAUCUUUAACUAUUUAACCAUGAAGUUAGAUUGUUUUGAGUUGUGCUACAGAUAUUUUCUAGUUGGAUAGAGAGCUAGAUAUUUUCUUUACGGGAACGUAAUAUCCAGUACGGUUAAUUCUACACAACCUAUAUGAAUCACCCAGAGAAAGGGUUAAAUCUCAUGAACACAGAGUCAUAUUUCAGCCCAAAAUGAAAAGCGAAAACAUUAUUUUUUUUAAUAAAAUAAUAUUGAAUGAUUCUUUAAUUGAAUAACUAUAUUUAAUUAUUAAUUCAUGUAAUAUGUCAUUUAUAAAUAUAUUCAUUUUAUAUAUAAAAAUGAUUUUUUUUUGGUUUAAUUAUAUUUUAUAUUCAUUUUUAAGUUAUAAUUAAUACAUAUAAGCCUAUUUUUAGGAACACUGGGAUUUUUUUGCAUCAUGACAUUAUUUUCAUGGCAAUUAAGCACAAUUAUUAUUUAUUUUUUUCUUAAUUAAAUGCAAAAAUAAUUAUUAUUUAACUGUGUUUAUACAUCAUCAUGAUUGUAAUAUGUACUGCUUUUAAUGAAUACUGAUUUACACUUAAAAGUAUUGUAUUACAAUAAAGGGGGGAAAUCUAUAUUUUACUGUAAUGAGAAUUUAAUUAAAAUCACCUUUGAGAAUAAUUGGAAUUACAAAAAACGUACAAGGAAAAGGAAUUUGGGGGUGAAAUGUGCUUGAAAAUAAUCUCAUGAUGCACAAAAUCUUAAACUGUCCUCAAAAUAGGCUUUUUUUUUUUUUUUUUUUUUUAAGUAAAAUAUAAUUUCUCGUUACUUUUUUCUACUUUAGAUUUUGGGGUGAAAUGAGACCUGGUCAUUUUUUCAUGGGAGAUUCACCCUAAAAUGUUUUAUAUUAUCAUGUGAUGUUUAAGGUUGCACCUACACACUAGUUGCUUAUAACGGCUUAUUGUUUAAUGUACUAUAUACCGUUUUUUUAUGUUUAUUAAGUGCACAUAUUCGGGUCCUUAUUUGCUACUCUCCAAGCAACUUCUUUUUAUGACACUUUACUAUAAAAUGAGAGUCUGACAAUUCAUACCUUGUCAAAGCUCUGAGAUGUGUUGUGCUUUAGAUGUGUAGACACUUUAUUCCAUGUAUGAUUUAGGCUCGGGGGUCACCUGUGCUUCUCCAGGAUUUCUAGGGUCAUCGUCUCCUAGAGGUAUUCACCUUGGAUAGGAUCAGAUCUCAGGGUAAAGCGGAGCAUAUAGGAGCACUCGGGGCACUGAUAGUCAACAUGCCGGUACAAAAAAGAUUGGCAAUGCAAGGACAGUUUGAGGCAGUAAGGCAAAAAAGGGAAACUAACUAAAGCAAAUAUUAAAAAGAUCUUUUCAGAUUUUGUUCAUAUAAACAGGUUUGUUUUUUGAUACCUGGAUCGCACCAAGUUCUUAUAGUUAUAAUUGAAUUCCUAUUUCUCAUCUCAACAAGUUCAAAAUAUCUUGUGUUUUUAUCUUAUAUCUUAUAAAUGAAGAAAAGUCUAUUUUACUGAAGGGACAUAUAGGGGACUUCUUUUGCUCUAUAUAUGCUAUGAAGUUAGAUACAAACAUGUUGGUCUAUUAUAAGCUCAGUAUGAAUACAAGAGGUUAGGAAAGGAUUGACUGUGGAUAAAAUACAAGCAAGUUAGAACAGGUGAGUGGAUAAAAGAAGAGAGAAAGAAAGUAAUAAUCAAUACAUUGCAAUUUCAGUGCAAUCUUUCCACCCAACACCCUUACCUAAUACAUUUAGCAAUGCAUAUAUUAGUGACUUUGAGUCCUCUUAUGUUAUACCUAUAAUGCUCACAAGGAGGCAGUCUUUUCUUACAGUUAUACUGAUGUCAUAGCUAUUAGGACAGGGAAGGAAUUGAUUUGCAUACCCUAACAAUAUGGUUUUACUACACUAACCAUAGUUGAACUAUGGAAUUUGUACUAAAAAUCAUAACCACAACAUUUACCAUGGUUUUAGUAAAGUAACCAUAUUUGAACCAGGAUAUUUUUAGUGAAACCAUAGCUGAAAAUACAGGAAAACGAAAACUACGGAAAUAAUAAUACAAAUAAAUUAAAAUGUUGUGGUUACUAUGGAUUUACUACAAAUACCAUAUUUCUUCUAUGGUUACUGUAAUCAAACCAUGGUUAACCCUCCUAGUCGAACCAUGCAAUUUGUAGUAAA